AUGGGAAUCGAUAAGAUCACCGAGAAGUCUCAGGUGAGUCAGGAUGGAACGAUGGUUGCUGUGCCACAUUCAGACUCUCCACAGACGCCGACUGAAAGCUGCAGCACAGCUGGAGCCAGCGACACCGAGUCUCACUCAGAGAGAGAUAAGGAGGCCAACCGCACACAAUCAGAGUCAGCGAGGAGCCGACUGUCGAGUGUCUCAUCGACGGCUGCGUGGAGCGCUAACUCAGACUGGAUCUCUUCCUGGAAGGCCAAACUUCCUCUGCAGACAAUCAUGCGGCUGCUGCAGGUGCUGGUUCCUCAGGUGGAGAAGAUUUGCAUUGACAAGGGUCUGACUGACGAGUCUGAAAUCCUCAAGUUCCUGCAGCACGGCACACUUGUGGGCCUCCUGCCCGUCCCUCACCCCAUCCUCAUCAGGAAGUACCAAGCCAACGCCGGCACGGCCAUGUGGUUCCGCACCUAUAUCUGGGGCGUCAUCUACUUACGCAACAUCGAUCCUCCAAUCUGGUACGACACCGACAUACGGCUGUUUGAGAUCCAGAGGAUUUAGAGGAGCUGCUGAGGAUCCAACAACAACAAAAAGGCUCUGACACUUUAUCCUCCUCACACCUGAACUGUGCUUGAAAAUCAGAGGACAGCUCAGUCUUAAUGCCAAAUUGUAUAAAGA
Molecule: messenger RNA, 669 nt
Organism: Archocentrus centrarchus (flier cichlid)
Lineage: Eukaryota; Metazoa; Chordata; Actinopteri; Cichliformes; Cichlidae
Product: protein HID1-like
Exons: 6
Coding region: 1-552 (183 amino acids)
Cellular component (GO): Golgi trans cisterna; membrane; Golgi medial cisterna
Source: RefSeq, a predicted model, not a curated record